Messenger RNA from Aspergillus affinis, 1287 nucleotides. RefSeq names its product PQ loop repeat protein. The record is from RefSeq and is a predicted model, not a curated record. The transcript has a single exon. Bases 1 to 1287 code for a protein of 428 amino acids. NCBI's taxonomy places the organism in Eukaryota, Fungi, Ascomycota, Eurotiomycetes, Eurotiales, Aspergillaceae.
AUGCCUCCUCCUUUGUUAGACCAGAUCGUUCAGACCGCUCUUCCGCAACAUUGUGAACCGUCAUCGCCAUUGCUGGCCGCCCUUUCUUCGCACCUGCAUAUCUGCAUUCCGACGCCCUUGGCGCUCAUAUCGUCGAUCCUAGGGACAUUGAGUAUUGUCUCGUGGCUAUUUGCCCAGCUGCCUCAGAUCUACAAGAACUUCCAAUUGCAAUCAACGUCAGGCCUGUCUUUGUUCUUCCUCGUUGAAUGGUGCCUCGGUGACGCCAGCAACCUCGUGGGCGCCUUGCUUACCCGCCAAGCGGGCUGGCAAGUCAUCGUUGCUGGAUACUACGUGCUGGUCGACGUGACUCUGGUGUUCCAGUACUUUUGGUAUACACACUAUAAACGGCGGGGGGAUGAUUAUGGCGAGCUGUCAUAUUCACAUCAUGAUGACGGAUCUGGCAGUGUCUUAGACGGGGUCUCCUUCUCCGAGGACUACUCGAGCGCUGGUGCACGUCUCUCAGCAGCAGCCCGCCCGACAGACAUUAAAGAUGCGAAGGAUCUGAAGGCAUCUGGGCUGACGGGCGGCCAGUCGCCUUCCUAUUCCAACGAGAAAAUGAGCUCUUCCCGUCGAUCGGUUACUCGCACUGGUAGUGGCCGCAGCCUCCCAACGAGCUCCACUCGCACAGUCUUACUGGCAUCUAUGCUGUGUGCCGUGCUAGCAAAUGCAGCUCCGACGGAACCGGAAACCGGCUCGACAUCCAAUCGGAUUGACCUUGAAUUCAUCGGCCGCAUCAUUUCGUGGAUGUCGACGGUCCUUUAUCUCGGUUCCCGGCCGCCCCAACUAUACAAGAACUACUGCCGGAAGAGCACAUCCGGCCUGUCUCCUCUCCUCUUCAUGGCUGCAUUUGGCGGCAACUUCUUCUACUCCGCUUCUCUCCUAACCAACCCGAACGCCUGGUAUGACUUUCCUGCCUAUGGCGGUGGCGGAUGGGCGGACGCCGACGGCAACGAUCGCCUCGAGUGGGUAGGCCGUGCCAUCCCCUUCUUCCUUGGAGCGUUCGGGGUCCUUGGUCUUGACGGAUUCAUGGGAGUACAAUUCCUCAUAUACGGCUCCAAUGAUGGAGAAUCCAUCAUCGAAGUUGAGGAUCCCAAGCGCGGCCGCAGUCACUGGACACGCGUCCGUGGAUGGAUGAGGGGCUGGAUUCCCUCCGUCUCCCCCGAACGCGAGAUCCAUCAUAGUAACAGCACUACUCACGAAAGACGAGCUCUUCUAGACGAAGAUCGUGAAAGAUACGGCACUGUUUAA